AAACAUUACAGCAAACCAAACUAUUUGACUAAAGAUGAAAACAACACCUCUCCCGAGGCUGCAUUAUUUAGUAAGUCUUCUUUGUUUUUUUCUUUCUUCCAAGAUUAAAGAAGACAGACCCAAUUAUGUAAGGGCAGUCUCUCCUAUAAACCUAACUAGUUCAUUGGAAAAAACAAGAGAGAAAAAAAAACGAUUACUGCUGAGAUCUACCAUUUCUAAACCUCAACCCAUGAAUCCUUCUAACAAUCCUAAAAAGACAAGGCACCAGAGUCAUAUGCCUCAAGAAAGAGAUGAAACGAAGAAGGAGAAGAAGCUUCUCCACCGCAACAUCGAACGACAAAGAAGACAAGAAAUGGCGAUCCUUUUCGCCUCUCUUCGUAGUCAGCUACCUCUAAAAUACAUCAAGGGAAAGAGAGCCAUGUCAGAUCAUGUAAACGGAGCAGUAAGUUUCAUCAAAGACACGCAAACAAGGAUAAAAGAUCUCUCCGCAAGAAGAGACGAGCUAAAGCGAGAGAUUGGUGACCCUACUAGUCUAACUGGAUCCGGAUCCGGAUCUGGAUCAAGUAGAUCGGAACCAGCUAGUGUCAUGGUGCAACCGUGUGUGAGCGGCUUCGAGGUGGUUGUGAGCAGCUUAGCAUCAGGUCUCGAGGCUUGGCCACUCUCAAGAGUUCUUGAAGUUCUUCACGGGCAAGGACUUGAAGUCAUCAGCUCUUUAACAGCACGAGUCAACGAGAGGCUCAUGUACACUAUACAAGUCGAGGUACGGUUACAUAUUUGGAGUUAUUGUAGAGUUUUUUAGUGUAAGCUUAUCUAUUGUGUAAAUAUGCUUAUUCUUAUGUAUCCAUAUAUAUGAUAUAUCCACAGGUAAAUAGCUUUGAUUGCUUCGACUUAGCUUGGUUGCAGCAGAAGCUAAUUGAGCAGUUAGUACUUUCCACGACUAGGCACUGAAAAAACUAACAUUUGUCAUAAGAAUAUGUUCAUUGAAUGAUGCUUUUGUCCCAAUCUCUUUGUUUUAGUGUCCGUAAGGGUGUGUUCUUUUGGUCCUUCACUACUUGGAGUGAUUUUUUUUUUUUUUUUUGUAAAAAUGAUCUGGUUGAUUAGAUUGAAUUAGCAAAUUCUAAACUUUCAUGCAUGCUUCUUUAUAUAGGAGAAUCUUUUGAUCACCAACAAAACAAAAAUAUAGUGAUGCGCCUGAUUUCUUUAUACAUUUUUGAAUAUAUAUAUUCAUCAAUCGAUGAUAAAGACUAGAGUCUCAUCGGUGUCUUUUUAUACUUCAUAUGCAUGAACCAUAGUUGAUAGAUAUUUUGAACAUAGCAUACAUACACUUCUCUGAGACUUACCAAUGAAGAUAUUUUAUGAGAGGAGCAUGGUAAUGCAGGUUAAAUAAUGGAGCAGCUGCCAUUCAACAUUAGUAGAUAUCUUGUGAGUUUUACUGACUAAAUUCGUACGACAUUGACCUAUAGCUAGGAACAAACACUGAUCAAAAGAAACUUUCAUUUGAUUAACCCGCAUAUAUAUUAGUAGAUAAUAUGGCAUGCACAUAAUUUGAUUUGACUCACGGUUUUCAAGUUUUCUAAUCAUGCCAUAUUUUGUUCAUAAAUGAAAUUACAUGACAUUACUGAAAUAUAUGGAAAGGAAUACUGAAAACGUUUUUUUGGGUUAAGAAGAAGAAGAAAGUACAUUCAAAUAUUCAUCUAUAUUUUAUAGUGACGUAUAUAUAACUCUAGGUUUCUUUUGCCUCUUCGGCCUCAACCAGAAGCACUGAAGCACUGAAGCACAUAAACAGUAUCGCAUAACUUCGGUCAUAUAUAUUUUGCCGUUGAAUAAUUUUUCUUAGAUUUAUGUAAAAUUAUGGCUUAAAUACAUCUUAAUUAUAUAAAAAUUAGCGAGGAUGGCAGUCGAAUGUUAAAGCAAUAAAGAUACGAUUGAGUGGUUGAGAUCUCCCUAAUAUACUUUUGAUUUAAUUAUUGUU
Molecule: messenger RNA, 1972 nt
Organism: Arabidopsis thaliana (thale cress)
Lineage: Eukaryota; Viridiplantae; Streptophyta; Magnoliopsida; Brassicales; Brassicaceae
Product: basic helix-loop-helix (bHLH) DNA-binding superfamily protein
Exons: 2
Coding region: 35-799 (254 amino acids)
Biological process (GO): regulation of DNA-templated transcription; regulation of transcription by RNA polymerase II
Cellular component (GO): nucleus
Molecular function (GO): DNA-binding transcription factor activity; protein dimerization activity
Source: RefSeq, marked reviewed